AUGGCACACUACCAGCUGCUGGAUUUGGCUCCCGAAGUCCUACACAACAUCUUCCAGAACGUGGAACCAUCAGACCUAGCAUCGCUGGCCAGGACAUGUCACCACUUGAACAAUUGCAUAAGAAGCGAUGAGUUCCUGUGGAGACUCCACUAUCUGUCCCUCUUUGUAAGAGUCAAGGCCGGCUUCCACGAUGAUUUGAUAUCAACGGCGCCGCCUGCUGACCAGGACUUGCUAUCAGGAUCCUCCUCUAGACGGCGAUACCAAGUCCUGGCGAGAAAGACUGACCCGUUUAGUGAGGCUGCAAAAGAUCCUGGCAUCAGAUAA
Molecule: messenger RNA, 324 nt
Organism: Fonsecaea multimorphosa CBS 102226
Lineage: Eukaryota; Fungi; Ascomycota; Eurotiomycetes; Chaetothyriales; Herpotrichiellaceae
Exons: 1
Coding region: 1-324 (107 amino acids)
Molecular function (GO): protein binding
Source: RefSeq, a predicted model, not a curated record